Molecule: messenger RNA, 2403 nt
Organism: [Torrubiella] hemipterigena
Lineage: Eukaryota; Fungi; Ascomycota; Sordariomycetes; Hypocreales; Clavicipitaceae
Source: the annotation of a GenBank genome assembly
CACGGGUUUAAGCCGUUGAAACGGCAGCGCGACAGUUGGAGCCUCCGCGAUAUCCGGCAUGUCGCUGACACCAGGCUAACCACAUUCGGCCUCAAUGUGUGGAACAGCGUACAGCAGGAACUGCACUGACAAGAAAUCUAACCCUUUUAGGCAAUCGCGACAAAGAAGCAUAUCGACAUAGAUGUUGGCCACCUUAAAUCUAAAGGGUAUAAAGAUGGCUCACUCUCCCUCCUUCUCUACCAGUUGAGUUUCUUCUUCCGAAAACAAAACAUUCUUCUUACAAUAUGUCUUCUAAGCAACAAAUCCUUCCGUCUGAAGCCAUCCUCGAGCAAUAUGGCACGCUGCUCAAAGAUAAGACCAUUCUUAUAACUGGUGUCUCCAAUGACUCCAUCGCAGGUGAACUUGCCGUCCAGCUUAGCAGUGCGAGCCCUGCUCUGCUCAUCCUAUCCGCAAGAUCAAAAUCCCGUGUUGAGCCUAUCGUCUCUAAGAUUGCGGCCAAAACCCCCAAGGUUUCCACUCGGUUCCUACAAAUGGACCUUGGUACCCUGAAGGAUAUUCAAAGGGCAGUUGCUAGCCUACAUGAUGUUCCGAAGAUCCAUCACAUAGCUGCUGUGGCUGGUGUUAUGAUUCCGCCUUAUGGAACGACCGUGGACGGAGUUGAGACGCAGUUUGGGGUCAACUACCUCGCAAAUUUUGCGCUUGUUAAACUUCUGCUUCCCAAGGUGGAGGCUGCCGGUGCAUCAUCGUCUAUCGUCAUCGUGGCAAGCUCGGCUGUCAGAGGUGGUGUUGUCAGUUUUGACAAUAUCGGCUACGACGAUGGAAAGACAUACAAUCCUCUAGUCGCGUAUGGACAGUCCAACGCUGCUCGUGUAAUGUUUGUCAAGAGUCUAGCCAAGAAGCUGCUCGAUAAGAAGAUUCGGACCUAUAGCAUCGAUCCUGGAGCCGUCCGAUCAGGCCUACAACGCCAUGUAACAUCCGAAAUGCGCGCCUUUAUCGAGGAGAAACGUGCUUCUGUCCUGUUUGAUGCAGACGGAAGAGAAUACAAACUACCGCCCUGGACAAGUACUUCCGAGGGUGCGGCAACGAUUAUCACGGGUAUGAUUGAUCCAACUAUCGAACAUUCUAACGGCUCUUUUCUACACAACAACGCCAUUGCCGAUCAAGAGCUACAUUCGCAUAUUCUCAAUGAGGAUAACUGGGCGCGACUGUGGGAGUUGAGCGAGAAUUUGAUUGGAGAAAAGUUUGCUAUCGAUCAGUAACGAUACGUAACUUGCGCUUUGAGAAAACCGAAAUGGUAGCCCCCCUCUCUACAUAGUAUUAUCUGCAGCAGUAAAUGUACACAAUGGUCUCUCGGCACGUCUUCUGCGCCAGUAGUUUGACGAGUGAAUCAGAUCAGGGCAAUCUUGGAUAAACCACGGCCACUUCCUCAAAAUGCCGGACGAUAUUUCAUACCCUGUGGGAUCCCAUGGUUCUCCCCAGACCACGAGACCAAUUGAUUUGGUGUCUGCGCCAUCGACCUCCAUAAAAAGGUUGUGGCAGAGUUCUUCGUCGUCGUAUUCCGCCAUCCUCCGCAAUACUGCAUCUCGAAUAGACGGUAGAGGGAACAGAUCGAUCCACGGGUGAUGGGUAAUUUCCUUUUGUAGACUUGUUGGCUGCAGACUGGGCGGCAAAUUUGCCACAUUGAUGGCCAACGGUCCUGUUAUGUUGAAUGGGGACGGAAUAUCCUGGUGUAGUAAUUCCGGUGUUAAUCCAAAAUGUGCCGCAUUGGACAUCAUUGCCCUAACGAUGUUGAGCUGCAUGAUAGGAACCAGAAGUUCACCGUCUAGCUGGUGUCUGGCUAAAUACCGACCAACGAGAUUUUCCAGUUGCUCCAAAAGGCUACUACAUUCGGCUGUAGUCAGUUGACAAAUCAGGAAACCCAAUCGGAAUUUUAGUUGGGCACUGUUGAGACUCUGACUGUGGAAUGGAGGUGCCUUGGAGCUGGCGGAGGAGCAUUUGCUUUUGCUCUGCUCCUCCACAUACAUAACCCCUUUGCGAAUGGCGUUGUCCUCGCCUUUUGAUCUUUUCUGUUCCAAUUGUCGCCGGCCUAAAGAUAACCUCUAGCCAUUAAUACAUGUCAUUUAAGUCUCGGAGGCUGAUGGGGGCAGGUAAUGAAACGUUACUUACGUCUGGCUCUCUGAUUCAGGCGGUUCUGCAUCUUCCGGCGAUUUUCUACAUCGGAUAGCUUGGUCCAGUCCUCCUCUUCAGACUUGGCGUCCUUCAAUCGCGGCGUUGGAUUGUAAGCGCUAGAUUCUUGAGCCAUCAUCUAAUCGAGUAUGUCGUACUUUGUUGAGAAAACAUUUUGGCAGUGAACGUUGGCCACCACAAGUCUUAGGUAUGCGGACUUAAGACUGCAUAACGAGC